ACACAUACACACGCAGUCACUGCAGCAUCUCUCUUGAUCUGAUGGAGCUUCAGAACAGCAGCUAAAAGGAAAUGUUUUAGCAUUUGAGGAUUAUUCUUUUCAACAUUCAGGUUUUCUGCUUUGCAGCCUCACCUUCUGCAGCCAUCUUCUGGACUACUUUUGAACAGCUCUGGGAUUUCCCUGUCACUUCAGAAUCUGUUUCACUCCUUGUGGGUGUACAUCAGUGGUUUUCAAAGAGGGAAAGAAACCAGCAUGUAUCUGGCUACUGUGCCUGUUUCCGUAACUGGAUGUCCUCUGGGAUAGUUUCGUUCUUUCGCUCCUCUGGAUUAGAAUGUUGAGCAUCUGACCAAUCAGCAUCCUCCAACACUACGCCCUGACCCAAGCAGUCCCAUAAUUGGGACCCCAAGUUGUCUCAUAGCUGUAAGUCUUUGUGGAUCAUUCAUUCAUUGCACUUCUGGAUUAGAUCUUCAACAACUUGACCAAUCAAAUCCCUCUGACCCGACACAGUCUCAUAACUGGAAGUCCUUGCAGAUCGUUCUUUCACACCUGUGAAUUGGAAAUUUGAACAGCUGACCAAUCACAUCCCUCCAACCCAACAUCACGCCCCACUCAAAGCCUCAGAAGGCCAUUUCUGGUGACCUGGUCAAAGGGGGUUGUGGUGAGCCAGGGUCACCCCCUGCUCCCUAUGACUGUGUCAGGGAGUCGAAGAGCCGCUGGGCCUGGGAGAGAGAAGAGAGUAGAGGCCAGCGGAUGGAGAGCAGUGGCUGCAGCCCCUUCCCUCUGUGCUGGGCACGAGGAGCCUGCGUCUACUCCUACCCUCCCCCUCUGCAAAAAUAUGACGGACAGUUAGCACCCACCAAAGCCAUGGCAGCGGCUUACCUGAACCCCAACCUGACUCAUUCCCUGAACCAGGGGGUCAAGCCUCGCUUCAGCGCAGGGAUGGAGCGGACGGCUGGGGCUCUGGAGCGCGUGCUCAAAGUCUUCCACUACUUCGAGAGCAGUAGUGAACCCUGCACCUGGGCCAGCAACAUCAGACACGGGGACUCCACUGAUAUUAGGGGCAUUAUACAGAAGAUAUUGGACAUCCAUAAGGUGCGGUGUGUGGCCUGCUUUGGCCUGCGUCUGAGUCACCUGAGGACAGGUGAAGUUCAUUGGCUCCACCCCGACAUGGGUGUGUCUCAUGUGAGGGAGAGGUACGAGCACAGCCACCCCCAAGAUGACUGGAGAUAUGAGCUACGGAUUCGAUACUUGCCCAAAGGGUUUAUAAAACAGUUUACUGAGGACCAGCCAACUCUCAGCUACUUUUAUCAUCAGGUAAAAAGUGACUACAUGAUGGAGAUUGCUGAUCAAGUCGAUCAAGACAUAGCACUUAAACUGGGCUGCCUUGAAAUCAGGAGGUUUUUCAGGGACAUGCGUGGUAACGCCUUGGAUAAGAAAUCAAAUUAUGAACUGCUAGAGAAGGACGUUGGUCUGCGGAGAUUCUUUCCAAAGAGUUUAUUAGACUCAGUGAAGGCUAAAUCCUUGCGGAAAUUGAUCCAGCAGACGUUUAAACAAUUUGCCAAUCUGAAUGAUGAACAGUGCAUUCUGAAGUUCUUUGAGAUCCUAUGGCCCAUAUACAGAUUUGAUAAGGAGUGUUUUAAAUGUGCUCUUGGGUCAAGCUGGGUUAUUGCAGUGGAGUUGGCCAUCGGACCAGAGGAGGGAAUCAGUUACUUGACUGACAAAGGCUCAAACCCAACACACCUGGCCAACUUCACACAGGUGCAGAAUAUCCAGUUUGAGGAGCGAGAGAAGAAGGGAAUGCUACAGUUAGAUGUGGCUGGAGCACCCGAGCCUCUGACAGUAACAACUACAACUCUGAACACAGCUGAGAACAUGGCUGAUCUAAUCGACGGUUACUGCAGACUUGUGAGCGGAAAUUCCUCAUCGUUUAUCAUCCGUGUACAGAAAGAAGGAGAGAGAGCUCUUCCAUCAAUCCCAAAGGCUCCAAAAUCAGCAAACCAUGAGAAACGGUUACAAGGAGUUCGAGCUAAAGCCAUCUCUGUUUCAGAUGAUAUUGGUGAUGAAACAGAUGACUAUGCAGAGAUCAUAGACGAAGAGGACACAUACACCAUGCCUUCCAAAUAUUAUGGACUAGAUGAAGCCAGGGACUAUGAGAUCCAGAGAGACAGAAUUGAGCUGGGCCGCUGUAUAGGAGAGGGCCAGUUUGGAGACGUCCACCAAGGGCUUUACAUAUGUCCGGAGAACCCAGCUCUUUCUGUGGCAAUAAAGACGUGUAAGAACUGCACAUCGGACAGCGUUCGAGAGAAAUUCCUCCAGGAAGCCUUGACCAUGCGACAGUUUGAUCAUCCACAUAUCGUAAAGCUGAUUGGCGUUAUUACAGAAAAACCUGUAUGGAUUAUCAUGGAGCUGUGCACACUGGGAGAGUUGCGAUCCUUUCUACAGAUUAGGAAGUACAAUCUGGAUUUAGCGUCACUCAUCCUGUUUUCUUACCAGCUCAGCACAGCCCUUGCAUACCUGGAGAGCAAACGCUUUGUGCACAGGGACAUUGCUGCCCGGAAUGUUCUGGUGUCUUCAGUGGACUGUGUAAAGCUGGGAGACUUUGGUUUGUCUAGAUACAUGGAGGACAGCUCUUAUUAUAAAGCCUCUAAAGGAAAACUACCUAUUAAAUGGAUGGCGCCAGAGUCAAUAAACUUUAGACGUUUUACCUCUGCCAGCGAUGUGUGGAUGUUUGGUGUGUGUAUGUGGGAGAUCCUGAUGUACGGAGUAAAGCCAUUUCAGGGCGUGAAAAAUAAUGAUGUGAUUGGACGGAUUGAGAACGGUGAGCGUCUUGCUAUGCCACCCAACUGCCCGCCGACCCUCUACAGUCUGAUGACCAAAUGCUGGGCGUAUGACCCCAGCAAACGACCACGAUUCACAGAGCUCAAAGGCCAGCUAAGUACAAUCCUUGCAGAGGAGAAGACUCAACAGGAAGAGCGCAGCCGUAUGGAGAUGAGGAGACAGGUUCCUGUGUCCUGGGACUCAGGAGGCUCAGAUGAGGCACCACCCAAACCCAGCCGACCUGGUUAUCCAAGUCCUCGUUCCAGUGAAGGAUUUUACCCCAGUCCUCAGCACAUGGGCCAGCACAAUCAUUAUCAGAUGGCAGGGCACUCGGGCCCACACAGCUUGCUUUCCGUGCCUGGCAGCAUGUAUCCUCAGGCUGCAGGGACAGGACUUGAUCCCCAUGAUAGCUGGAACCAUCGUAGAGGUGCUCAAGAUCACAUGUGGAACCCCAGCAUGGAGGAUGGAGUUGCUUUGCAUUGUGGUCUGUCUCAGCUAAUGGAAGAACAGUUGUUACUGCAGCAGCAGCAGAUGGAUGAUGAUCAGCGCUGGUUGGAGCAGGAGGAGAGACUACUGAAGCCUGAUGGCAGAAGUUCCAGAGGCAGCAUUGACCAUGAUGAUGGAAGUCUGCAGGGACCAACUGGAAACCAGCACAUUUAUCAACCUAUAGGGAAGGCAGAGCACGCAGCACCACCUAAAAAGCCUCCUCGGCCUGGAGCUCCCGGCCACCCCGCAGGAGUCUCUGGUCUCAAUCCAACAGAUAGAUACAAUGAAGGCGUGAAGAUUCAGCCCCAGGAGAUCAACCCGCCCCCAACCGCUAACUUGGAUCGGUCCAAUGAUAAGGUCUAUGAAAAUGUGACAGGGCUGGUAAAGGCUGUGAUUGAAAUGUCCAGUAAAAUCCAGCCAGCUCCCCCAGAGGAAUACGUCCCCAUGGUGAAGGAGGUGGGAUUAGCAUUGAGAACACUGUUGGCCACUGUGGAUGAGACAAUACACUUACUGCCAGCUCACACACACAGAGAGAUCGAAAUGGCUCAGAAGCUUCUAAAUUCCGACUUGGCAGAGCUGAUAAAUAAGAUGAAGUUAGCUCAGCAGUACGUCAUGACCAGCCUGCAACAGGACUAUAAGAAACAGAUGCUAACAGCUGCACAUGCACUCGCUGUGGAUGCCAAAAACUUGCUGGAUGUGAUCGACCAGGCCAGGCUGAAGAUGUUGGGCCAAGCACGGCCGCAUUAGCCCUGGGCUUAGGCCACAUUAGGAAUAAGGCAUGAGGACACCAACGCACAUUACGGCAGCACAGCAGACUGACGCCCCAGAAACACACCAGCACAGACUUGUAUAUUCAUGGGCUCCCUGCACUCAUUCACUGACCCUCCACAUUUUAGAACACUGGGGCUUGUGAAGAGGGCUCUGGAUUUAUUUAAUGGAUGAGCCAGACUGGACCGGACUCAUCAAGACUGAAGACAAGUAAUGACUGGAUCUCUUCCAGAGCAUUCUGGUCCCUUCAAUGAAGCGUUUGUGGGACUGGUAGAUCUGCUUUAAGCAGAUGGUGACUGGAAGCCGAGGAGGAGAUCUGAGAAUCUGGGGCUGCUCUGAGCUUUUAAAAGUCUCUGGAGGAUAAGAGACACUCUUACACUGUAUCUAAUAUGUCUGUGUUUCAUUGACAAAUCCGAGCUCCAAGGUCAGAUCACACAAAUCUAGAUUUCGCUCAGAUUGGAUUCUGGUUGUAGAAUCAUAAAAGUUGAGACUCUCAGUUUUGCACAGUAGAACUUGAGUUGAGUCUGGAUUUGCAAGGUUUCUUGAGACUUUUUUGCAUUGCAGACUCAACACUUCUCCCUAGGACUGAGAAGGAGAGUGUUGUAUAUUUGGCCCUUGUGCCACCUAGAGGUAAAAUAAAGCUGAAUUAAAAGAAAA
Myxocyprinus asiaticus (Chinese sucker) is the source of this 4728-nucleotide messenger RNA. RefSeq names its product protein tyrosine kinase 2ab (gene ptk2ab). Gene Ontology annotation, cellular component: cytoskeleton; focal adhesion. The coding region runs from base 751 to 4050 and encodes 1099 amino acids. The record is from RefSeq and is a predicted model, not a curated record. NCBI's taxonomy places the organism in Eukaryota, Metazoa, Chordata, Actinopteri, Cypriniformes, Catostomidae. The transcript is spliced from 33 exons. Gene Ontology annotation, biological process: signal complex assembly; protein phosphorylation. Gene Ontology annotation, molecular function: ATP binding; protein tyrosine kinase activity.